This is a messenger RNA of Anarrhichthys ocellatus (wolf-eel), 7191 nucleotides long. It is a transcript of the gene cd99l2, whose product is annotated as CD99 molecule-like 2. Lineage: Eukaryota; Metazoa; Chordata; Actinopteri; Perciformes; Anarhichadidae. Bases 390 to 875 code for a protein of 161 amino acids. The record is from RefSeq and is a predicted model, not a curated record. The transcript has 7 exons.
UGCUAACAGGCUACAUGAGACACGCAAACUUGGGGCUAAUGUGUUGUUAUUUUAAAAGUCUUAAACGUGUCUGACUGGAAGGGAUAUGUAAUUGCAGGACAUGAUUGAAACUGCAUAUUCAUCACGUACUGAUAAAAUAGUUUAGGGGUCGUUUAGCAUUGCUGGCAUUCAUCACUUUCUAUAUUUGGCAAAAAGGAAACCGGAGGGUUUUAUUUUGAAAGGUUUGGCAGGACCGUGUGGGAGUGUCACAGGGGCCGUAGUGAACGCCUUGUAUGCGGCGUUCUAGACAGCGCUGAACCUCAGGCUGCAGAAAAACGGAACGGUGACAGGCCCUCUACUUUAACCGCUCUUUUAUCACUUUGUACCGACUGUUCGCGUGUGUGGAAACCAUGGCUAGCCGCACUCUGUGGUCGUUCUGCCUGCUGCUGGCGCUGCUGCUGCCGCUGGGAGUCCUGUCUCAGGUCUUCAACCUGUCUGACGCUCUGGAUAGUGACAGUAAACCAGGCGGACUUUCUGACGACGAUCUGUUGGAUGUCAGCAAAGACGAUACCUACAAACCUGACAAAGGCAAAGGUGGACGUCCCAGUGGUGAAAAAGAUGAAAUAAACCAGUAUGACGACAACACUGAGACCACGGCAGAAGUGGGCACCAUUGCAGGGAUCGUUAGUGCGGUUGCUAUGGCGCUGAUGGGUGCAAUCACCAGCUACAUCUCCUACCAGAAGAAGAAGCUGUGCUUCGGAAUACAACAGAGCCUGAAUACUGACAUGGUGAAGGCUAAGAACCCUGAGGCCGUGGUGGCUACAGAACCACAAGUCCAGCAGACUCUCCUGGAGCCACCCAAUGCUGAACCACCCACUGAAGAGAAUGCCGUGUAACACACUCACAUACCUUUCGCACGCACGCACACACACACACACACACACAGGUCACCCCCCAACAUUUGCUUUUUCCCAAGCAUUCCCCACCUAAGCCCCCUGCGCACACACACACACACACACACACUAACAUACACACAUACAGCCACUAACAUGCUACAGGAUAGACUGUCUAUUGUGUAGCAUGUCCUGGUUGAUCUUGCAGCUCCGUGCUGUAAACGUUGGGAUUUGUAGUCCAUUUGCGCUGAAAGUGAUUUUUAAAAAUUCUCAGCUGUAAACAUGGCCGACAGUGUAUCGCACCUUGCCAAAAGUACGUGUAUAUAGUUAUUUAUUGUUUACUGUUCGAACACCACUGACAAUGUAAGUAAUCCAGCCUUCAGCAUGUACUCAGAUUCCUCUGCUGUCAGCAGAGUUGAGUUGUAGCAUUUGACUAACCUCCAGACACACAGUGAAGUUGGAAUACUGAAAAAGAAAAUACAAAUCGUGGUUAGUCUUAAUAUACAUUGGAGAAAGAAACUCUUCUGAGCUUCUAUGGGUGUGUGUCGAGUUCACAGGGAGUCAGCCACUGUGUAGUGAGCUGAAUUUAAGGCGGGUUAGUUUACAGAUUGAUUUGAUUGGAUUUUAGGACACUGAUUUGUGACUUGCAGAGUGAUUAUAGCUGAAUUUAAUGUGAACCAGGGAGCGCUGUGAGACAAGCCCAGUCUUCUUUUUUUUUUGAUGAAUGAAAGUCUUGUUCCAGCUAUCAGCAAUAUCUCAUUUCUUGACUUUGAAUGGAAUUUAGCAGUUUCCCCCUUUUGACACAUAACUGAUUACUUGUGGCAAGUCAUAGAUGUUACUUUUGUUGAUGCACAGCGACGGGAAUCAGAUAUAAACUGUAGCAACACUGCACAUAAUCACAGAAGAGUGAAAUGAAGAACAUUUGGCAAUAUUCCCCAGAUUUCUAUUCAAAGCUUUGUAGCAACUGAUUAUGUAAUCAUUUAUGAAAUGCGGUGAUAAAAUGUGUUGAAUGUAGGUAGUAAACCAUUAUCAUGGUUAGUGUAACUUCAUAGAGGGAAGUAACACGUUAAACUAAGGGCAAAGCUUGGACUCAUAGAACUCAGGUUACACCAUGUAACUAAAUAGGAUUUGGAGAGCGCCGACCUCCGCCUAGGCCGCUCCCAUAAGUGAAAAAAAUUGCGUGUAUGUGCCCUGUGAUUGAGAUCUGUUGUUUCUUCACCAAUGCUACACCCUUCCACCAAAUUUCAUUAAAAUCAGCCCACUAGUUUUUCUGCAAUCCUGCUGACAAACCUGGCAGGUAAUGAUGACAAUGUAAGUUUCUCUUAUUCCUACAUGUGACUUUAUAAUUUAGUUUAUUUCAUUUUCAGUACACUUAUGCUAUAAUUAUGUGGAUAAAAUCUGUGACUAUGAUGAUAAUGCUAUCAAUAAUCAUUAUUUGAAGUUUCCCAUGAGGUUUAAUUACAUUUUGACCCACUUGGAACAUGUAUGCUGCCCUUAAAUGGGCUCCACUAUUAGCUGAUAAAGUCCAUUAGUGGGACGUACCUCAUAGAACUGGACUUACUGCAGGUAGCUACUGUUUACAUCAUGUGACAGUUGCAUCAUUAGUUGCUACAUGUUGCUUCACGUAUACCCUCAUGUUGUCUAUCUUGAUGAACAAAGUUGCCUUAUUCAAAUUUGGAUCUUUUUGCAGUGGGGAAAAAAUAAGGCGUCCAAACAUUUCUGUCUACUUACAACAUGUGACUUUUUAUAGUGUAAAUAUUCAGUUUUUUUUCAAAUGAUAAUGCCUAAUGAAGGGAGCCUCGCUUGGUUUUUCAAAAGUGGUGAUGUUGAAAUAGUUGUGAUGAGAGUAGUUAAGUCAAGGAACAAAAAACUUGAAUUUGAAUUCAAAAGAAAGAAGUUCAGGAAUUUUAACGACUCAGCAUUCCUGUAGCAUGUAGCAUAAAAACGAUGCUAGCUGAAUCAGUUCCACUGCAGUUAGAGCUUGAAAAUGCACAGCGCAUUCUUCUCUGUCUGUUAAUUUGAAAAGAGAUUUUCUUCAGUGGGAAGCUAUUUGAAAAAGAAGACGAGACUUUGGUCCAAGCAGGCCGUGACGAGGCUCGCGGACAGGCAGAUAAAUGUGUGAAAUGUGACUUUGUGUUGAAGAUACAACUGCUACAUUCAAAAGCUAAUAUUGUUUGUACUAUGUUUUAUUGUGUUAGCGCUGAGGUGCCAGUGUGUGCAGAACAAUUCAAAAAUUGUGUCUUUAUCCAUGGUGGCCAUUUUAAAUUUACAUCAUCGUGUGUAGCAUUAUGCUAAGAUGUAUAAAAGUAGCAUUACGCGAAACACAAAAGUGAAAGAGAUUUUCCAUAGUGUAGCCCAGAUGGCUAUUGGCCCGAGCAUAAGUUGCUAAAUACAAUGUAAAGGAAUCCUGUGGAGUUUUCCUGUGAAGAUUCCCUUCCACAUAAAACAUAAGCUAGCUAAGCCGGCACAUUGCUACAUUUUUCUUGACCACUAAACGUUGAUUAUUGGAUUAGCACGAAGCCGUUAGCCGGAAUGUAAAGCGCAUAAUCCGCAUGUAAGAAAUGCUAACAAACGGGGACACGCUCUUAAAAAAACAUUGCAUACUGUAGUCAAAACCUCCACUGGAUACCCUCUCCAGCUGCCCUCCUAAUGACAGGUAAUAAACUGUAUAUAUCUUAAUUCUUAAUACCCAUCACUAGGAGAGUUUGCCAAAUUUAUUGCAAUUACAAUUAAGAUUUUCACAUCAUGUUACUUGCGCGAAUACGGCAACUGGAGCGUUUUUGGUGUAUUUUGCAACUUGCGAAUAUUCUCCCUGAAUAGCCAAUUGGAGUUCUCCUUCCGGAAAGCAAGAGCUUAACUCCAUAGAUAUUGCUUCCCCUGGCAAUGUUUAUUUCUGUUUACUAAAUUUGAUGCUGAAGUUGAACCAUUUAAACCAACGCGUAUUCGCGUUCAUUUGCGUAUUUGCAUUGACUUUGUAUGUAAUCUUUCCGCGUGAGAAAUCCGCGUCACGUUUGGUCUGAACACACCGUUAGAUGAUCGGACAAACACGUUCAAAAUGGCCACAGUGGAAAAAGAUUUGCAAGAGUGGAAAAGUGGGAAAGAUGAAGUCAGAGAGGAGUUUGAAUCAGUUGGCACAAAAACGUAGAAAACUAGAAGUCUUUUAGCCGUGUAGAUGAAGUUAGCAGCAGUAGUUAGCUGUAGGAUCUUGAAUAGUGUCAUUACGAGUGCUUUUGGAAAGUUGUGAUGGUUGUACAUAUUACUGUGAGCAUUUUUGUGUUUCUACUAUUAACAGUGUGUAAGAGGGCAUAUUUACGCUCCAUAUUAUACUCUUCAGUGUGUGUGUGUGUUUACACUCUCCGCCUGCUCUUUUUACACUUUGUACCCGACUUUCCUAAUAACGUAGCUUAACUUUUUGUAGAUAGUUUUAUUGCUUCCUUGUUCUGUAGUGCCAACGCUUUGUUGUUUGCCUGAAGAGUUCUCGUAUGUUCCUGAACGAGAUCUGAAGUCAUUCACCGUUUUUCUAUACUGUCUGAUUUAGUCUGUUCUAUUUAGUCUGUCGUUUUAUAGCACUGCUCAGAAUCUCUGGUGAGAAUUAUUGAACUUUAUGUGGGUGACUUGAGUUAUCCCACAAUGCAACAUGUGCCUCAUUUCCACUGCGUGGUUUGGCCCGACUCGCUUUUGGUACCGCGGUCGCCAUUGACGAUAUUGAUGCAGGAUGUCCCGUGUCGAGUUAGUGACGAUUCUCCCCAACCAAUCGGUGGUCUGCACCCUUUUGUAUCGGCUCAGCUCACAAGAAACCUCGACCGAGGAAAACCAAAACAGAGCGAGUAAAGUUGAGCUAGCCGUACCGUACCAUGCGGUGGAAAUGCAGCAAUAGUGAAUAAUGCCGUGUUCACGUAAUGGAAGGUAGCUAUUGGAUUUACUAACUUGAGAACGUUCACUUUCCCAGACAACAAAAAGACGAACCCAUGUUUGAGAGUUACAGCGCUCUAUCCGAGUUGCGUUCGUCUUGCUUUGACAGACUUUUAGCAGAGGCAUCUCUGUUUGAUUGCUUUUCCAUGUCGGAUAUGUCCGAUAACCGUUUCCCAGUCACAAUUACGACUUGGGAGCUCUGUUUGGCUCUUGCGCCGGUCUUUACAAUCUCCAAAGUUGUGUUAUUUCAGCUAUUGCUUGGACCCACGCGUGCCUCUUGACACGCUCAUGGUUCCGAUCUGCUGGUGGGGUCUCUGGUAAUUGGUCCCGAACCAAUUAACACAUCUUUAAAAACUGCUAACCAGAUGUUAAAAACAAAGAAGCUAGUAGAAGCCCACACGUGACGUGAACGUGGCAUUAGCAGUGAUUGGCAACGAUCUGAGUAGUGUCUGAUAGAACAGUCUGUAUCUACAUGGAGGUGAAUGCGUGAAGGAUUUUUUGCUGAGGCAGUAUGUGUUGUAUGAGCUGUGAAUAGCGUUGGCGGUGUGUUACGUAUCUGACAGGUUGCAGCACAGUCCCGCAUGAACACCACACCCCGGUCUCCAUGUUGCCUUGGAAAAGCAGCCGCUUGGCGUCGUUCCUCUAAAAGUCCUUAAACACUGCUGAAAAAAGCAAUCCGACACUGGGACUUGAAGUGUGGCUUGGUCGUCAUGGAUGCCCUGUCAGCUGUAAUUCAAAUGGUGCUUCUCUCUCUGCCUUACACCCUGUACGGUCCCACAGGGACUCUCCACAGUAUUCAUCUAACACCCCCCCCCGUAGCCACACACGAGCAACAUCCACACCUCCAGAUCCUUUUGGGCGGUCAGCUCGGAAGAGCGGUCGCAGUGCCCCCCCAGAGAACUGGAAGGUGGGCGGCCGUUUGGUCUUGCUCGGGCCCGCGGAGAGCUGAACUCCUCACAAAGCGCAACAAAAACAACAAACCUUUCUGUUUACUGAAUGUAUCGAGUGUCUGAAUGUGACACGGAGAAAAACCUUUCAUCUGUAGCAAAAACUGCAAAUUCACCAAAGAUGUUGCAUCAAUUGAGAUCGGCUUUGCCUUCAUGCAUUGGGACUGACUGAAAAAAAUAAAAAAGGUUUUGGAAUAAUCGUGAAGGAAAAGGAUUGAAGUCCUUAAGAUUUGAAUCGGUUUGCUGGUUGGAAGAGGAUUUGAUGGAUUACAUCGUAUAAUGUGUAAUGACCUGUACACUGCUGUGUGAAUGACUCAGUGAUUAUUGACACUGGAUGUUGAUGCUGCUUUAAGAUCCAGUGUGGACAUUAUUGUCGUGGAACAUGUCACCAUACUGCUGUUUGGACCGGGUUACCAGACUGUACAGGACACACAGUGGGGGGGGGGGGGGACUCAAUACGAGAAACAUCUGUAUGAUCUAUACAGGUGUGUAUUGGAUUGCUGUGGUCUGGUGGAGGGAAAGGAACGGUCCAGAGAAGCAGCAGUGUCAGAGAUCUGUUUUUACAAAGCGUGCUAAAAAUAAUCAAGGCUGAGAUUUCAGCUCACUUUUUAUACAAAUACAGUCAUCCCACAAUCACUUGUGAUAACGGAUUGACAUUACUGGUUUAGCCACAAUAAUAAUAAUAAACUUUUCUAGCUAAUCUAGGUCACUCUGUGGACUACGGUUACAACCGAAUACUAAACAGCAGGGACUCAGUUUGCUGAUUAUUCUCCCAGUUGAAAAAAUAAUCUCUCCGAUUAUGUUCUCCGUCGGGAUCUAUGUUUCUCCGAUUGUUUUCCCAGUCGGGAACAAGUUGUUCCGAUUUAUUCCGACACCCACGAAUGCAGCGCAAGUCUGUGUACGACUGUGCUUGACCCUAAGAAUUGGUUACCGUCGCAACAUAAAUUGAAUCACUGAACGCUGGCUCUGGAUUAUGUGGUUAGCUUGCUUUGUGAAGCGUCUGUCCGGUACCCGCAUGGCAUUACAUGACAGAGGUCACGUGACACUGCGCGCUCAGACCGUCCUCCUCCUUGCAGUACCCUCUCGUGCCCCUCACCGUGUCCUGCGAAGCUGGCCCCAAAUCCUGGAACCUCACUUUGUGGUUGGAAGGAGAACCAAUCAGAGCCCAGCAGAGCCGGGAGCAUCUCAGAAGCUGGCUUUGCAGGGCCGCCCGUCACAUACAACACAUACGCACCUCCAGCAUACUGCUCUCAUACACAUACACACUUUGAUGCAUGCUUUUCUCUACUUACACACUUUACUUGUAGCUUACGAGUGUGCGUCUUCCUGACAACUGAAUGUUGGACAGUCUUCAUCGCUUGAAGCGUAAUAGUGAACUCUGCUUUCUCUCUAUUCCACUAUGAUGAUACAGGUACUUGUUACUAAUAUGAAGCGAUUCAAUAAACCAUUUCAAAAGACAA